AUGGAUGAAUUUCAGACUUUCUUUCAAAGUUUAGGGGAAAAAAAAUUGACUCCUAUUUCUGAGGAUUACAGAAAACAAUUCAAGAUUAGAGGAGAGUUCAUCUAUCCACUUAACAAGAAGUUUGAUCAAAUUUGUAAAAGGUAAUCUAAAGUAUUUAAAACUAGCUUUUUAGAAGAUGAAAAAUUAAGGGGCAAAAGAAAAUGGGAUAAUUCCUUUAAACUAUUUCUGAUAUGGUUUUUAGUUAAAUAUUUUGAGAAUUAAAAUCGAAUUACAAUACGACCUGUAGAAGUUUAAUAUAUUUUAGGAUGAGAAUGAUUGGAUUAAUUUUGAAAACAUUCUGAAAAUAGAUAAGCAUACUUUAUAGUAAAGAUGGAUUACUUUGAUUAAUCCUCAAAUGAAAUCUAUCAAUUGGUUAUAGGAAGAAGAUGAUUUUAUUAGGACUUAAAUGAAGUAAGUUAGAAUUACUUAAUUUAUUAUAGUUAAAAGAAUAAACAUAUUUGGACACAAAUUGCAGUAUCUCUUUAUGAAAGGAAUUUGUAGGGGAAUAUUCGAACUCCAAAAUAAAUUAGGGAACGAUGGAUGAAUUAUUUGAAUCCUGAAUUAAAUAAGUAAUUUACUAUCCUUAUUUAUAGAGAACAAUGGUUGCUCAAAGAGGAUUUGAUUAUUUUAAAUAACGUUGUGAAAAAUGGAAAAAAAUGGUCACAAAUUUCAUAGUAAUUGAAUGGAAGAACCGAGAAUUAGGUGAAAAAUAGGUAAUUGAAUAACACAAUUACAUAAGAUACAAGUCAUUAAUACAUAAAAUAUGCAAGGAUGAUGAAUGUGAUGAAAUAGAGAUGAUCAAGUAGUACAUUAGAAAAAAGUAUGUAACAAUUUAAAAAAGUAGUUCUGUACAUAUGGACUCUAAUAAACAAGGUAUAAUAGGUAAAAGGGGGAGACACAAGAAGGGAAUGAAAAAUAAGGAACAAAAAGCAGAUGCAAAGAAACAAAAAAAUAUUCCAAAAAUAAUAAAAUAAGAAGAAUAAUUAUCCUCAUAAGCUUUCGUUUAAUAAGCAUAAUAAUAAUAAUAAUAAUAAUAAUAAUAAUAAUAAUAAUAAUAAUAAUAAUUAUUAUUAUUUACAUAAUCUUAAUAACUAUAAUUGUAAUAAUAAAUUCAAUAAACUUAAUAAUUGCAAUAAUUGUAGUAGUUAUAAUAAUAGAUGAAUUUUAAUUAGGAAGAAAUGAAGUUAGCAUUAAACUUGUAAUCUACUUUUAAUUAGGAGGAUAUCAAAAAUACAACUCCAUUGAUGAUGUUAUAAUGUUUAACUUCUCCAGGAUAUUAGUAUUUUGAAAAUCAAUGUUUAAGAUAAUUGUCUCCUGGAAUGAUAGAAGAAGUAGAUUGUCAUUAAAAUUCGUCUUUAUAAUUACCCAAAAUGGCAAAUAUUUAUAAGGUAAAUUCUACAUCUCCAUUUUUAAUUGGAUCUAUGUUGCCUUCUCCAUUUUGGAAUAAUGAUCAAUUUGUUCAAUAGAAUGAUGAUUAAGUUGGAGCAAUAUCUAAUUAAACUUUUACCUAAUAAAUUUCCACAACUCCUUAUUUAAAUAUAAAUUAUUUAAGACAAUAAUAGAUGAAUGGGUUCUCUAAAUAAAAGGAAUUAGAUUUAUUGUAGGAAAAUCCUAUAUAAUAAUUCAAUAAAAGAAGAAAUAUUAAUUAAUAGUGA
Molecule: messenger RNA, 1694 nt
Organism: Paramecium pentaurelia
Lineage: Eukaryota; Ciliophora; Oligohymenophorea; Peniculida; Parameciidae
Source: the annotation of a GenBank genome assembly